AUGUUCCCGACGCUCGCUCGACUCUCCAAGGCGUCCCGCAGGCCCCUGACCCCGAAGAGAGGGAACAAGGACUUUUACAAGGGGACGAGGCAGGCCUUCCUCCCUGGUGGCCACCGGACAGGCGCGCCCGGUAAACAUGUGGUAGGAGGCAAGGCCAAGUAUCGUCUCUUGGACGAGCAGGUCCGUGUCUUCGUGGCCCCUGCGAUCGAGGACAUUCGCAGUUCACCCCUUCGACCUUACGUGAACAUUGCCGUCAAACUUACAGACGGGCAGAAGAAAGAAGUGUACUCGUCGUUACUGUCCAACAGCAGCCCAGCCACACCAUCACAUACGUAG
Postia placenta MAD-698-R-SB12 is the source of this 336-nucleotide messenger RNA. RefSeq lists its product as hypothetical. The coding region runs from base 1 to 336 and encodes 111 amino acids. Gene Ontology annotation, cellular component: mitochondrial large ribosomal subunit. The record is from RefSeq and is a predicted model, not a curated record. Lineage: Eukaryota; Fungi; Basidiomycota; Agaricomycetes; Polyporales; Adustoporiaceae. Gene Ontology annotation, molecular function: structural constituent of ribosome. The transcript is spliced from 3 exons.